AUGGCUAAGAAAAACAACACACUCCAAAAAUCUGAUCCAACAGAUGAUGACUUGAAUAAUUUAAGUACAAGGUCAAAUUCUAGAAGUAACUCAAAAACACGAAGAAAUACUCUAAAUAAAAAGACCAAAUUUAAUGAUUCCAACGAAUUACAAGAAAAUGGAUUGGAAAGUUCUGAUUCCGACGCAUUCUUCGAUUCAGAUGAGGAAGAAGGUCAUUUAAACAGAAGCGGGAAUGUACCAAUUGAUUGGUAUGAAACCGAAGAUCAUAUAGGGUACACUGUUGAGGGCAAGAAACUAAUAAAAGAGCUGGAUUCUACUCAGUUAGGCCAGCUUAUUUUCAAUUCAGAGAAUCCUGACGCAUGGAGAACUAUAAUUGAUCCUAGAAACAAUCGCACAAUUAGACUCACAGAUGAUGAUCUUAAGAUAAUUAGAAGGAUAAGAAAGGGACUGUACCCAUCCGAAACGUACGAUCCAGAAGCUGUAACUGUAGAGUUUGAUAACAAGGACUCGAUUCACCCCGUUUCAUUUGAACUUCCACCCAAAAAUAGGUUCCUACCCUCCAAAUGGGAAGCCAUGAAAGUCGCCAAGUUGGUGAAGUUGAUAAAGAGUGGAAAGAUAUAUACUUCUGAACAAAAGAGAUUGAACGAACUUAAGAAACUGGAGGAAUUGGAAAGAGUAGAAGAUAUAUGGAAGGAUUCAAUAUAUGACGUUGAUCCUACUAGCGCAAAGAGGAGCUAUAAACACGAAAUUAAACCUCCUAAAAUAGCAUUACCAACUAAUUCCGAGUCGUAUAACCCACCUGAAGAGUAUUUACUAAAUGAAGAGGAAACUAAGGAGUGGAAAGAAACACCAGAACACGAAAGAUCAGUUAACUACCUACCAACACAAUACAGUAGCAUGAGACUAGUUCCAGUUUAUCCCAACUUGAUAGUGGAAAGGUUUAACAGGUGUCUUCAGCUUCUUAUGUGCCCAAGAGCUGUGAAACUGAAGAUGAAUGUAGAUCCAGAGUCUUUGUUACCAAAGUUACCAAGUCCUUCUGAACUUGGUCCUUACCCCAAAAUAGUCAGUGUAGAAUAUAGGUUUAAAGGGUUGAAAAGGCUUUCAGUUGACUGUACAGGAAGGUUUUUGGCGCUCUCCUCAUCAGAAUUAAUCAACAUCUGUGAUGUUUUAACAGGAAGGCCCUUCCUAACUCUUGAAUUCCAUGAUAUUCAUGACCUGUUAUGGCACCCUAAAUUUCAAGUCAUAAUCGUAUCACACGAAAAUUACGUCUCUGCAUUACCAGUCGAUUUGCCAAAUAAGUUUCAGACUGACUCAGUAGAGUGCAAUGAUACCACAGACUACGAAAAGGCAGUGAAAUACUUAAGUAUGGAAUCUCCAAAGGGAAAUUAUUUUGUAUGUGUGUGUCCGGACUCAUUAGAGAGUAUUAACCAGUGCAUUUUACACUGCUUGCCCAAAAGAAGCUCAAUGAAACUUGGGAACAAAGUCUCUAAUAACAAGAUGAAACUGGCAAUAUUCCAUCCCAGUGAACCCAAGCUGAUAAUAGCAUUCACAAGGAAUAUCAGAGUCUAUAACCUUAAUACUAAAGCUGGCCAUGAUAACAAGUUAGCUGACGAGAACAAGUUUACAGGGGUUGAGUUGCCUGUUUCAAUUGACACUAACGGAACAUAUUUGUUGACUGGAGAUGAACUGGGGAAGCUUACAAUAUUCGAUCAGGAAAUAUCAUCAUUUCCAUAUAAAUCUUUUAGUUUUGAAAAUGAGACUAUAAUAAAGGUUCAAAUUCAUAAGAAGCUCCCUUUGUUCCUAGUUGCAUAUACUCACUGUGUAAAAUGCUUUCAUCUGAGUACUACCCAGGAAAGCGAACUUUUAUUCGUCCCUCUUGGUGAAUUGAAAAUUAAGGAAAAGCUCACUGAUUGUUCGUGGCACAACACCGAGCCCUGGCUAUAUACAAGCACUAACAAAGAGGCACUCAUGUGGGCCUGA
Molecule: messenger RNA, 1980 nt
Organism: Theileria annulata
Lineage: Eukaryota; Apicomplexa; Aconoidasida; Piroplasmida; Theileriidae
Exons: 11
Coding region: 1-1980 (659 amino acids)
Biological process (GO): maturation of LSU-rRNA from tricistronic rRNA transcript (SSU-rRNA, 5.8S rRNA, LSU-rRNA); ribosome biogenesis
Cellular component (GO): preribosome, large subunit precursor; PeBoW complex
Molecular function (GO): protein binding; ribonucleoprotein complex binding
Source: RefSeq, a predicted model, not a curated record